AUGGAAGGCCCGUUUGCUCUACGUCUCUUGCUUGAGACGCCUUCACUUCUGGUCGGCAUCCUCGCCUCGGCCCUCCUAGCACUCUACCUGCUAUACCGGCACACGCAACAGCAACAGGUCUUCGUGCGGCCAUUUGCGAAGCCAUUCGUGCUGCUCUCGGACUUCCGUGAGGUACAGGCCAUGAUGCUCAGCCGACCGAAGGACUUUGAUCGAUCUCGCAUCUUUCGGGACAUUCUGGGCGGCGCCGGCGUGCAUCAUCAUAUCCUGAAAAAGACGAACUCGGCGUGGCGGGCUCAGAGAAAGCUAUUGAGCGAUCUGAUGACCCCUGCGUUUAUCCACAAUGUUGCUGCGGCACAUGUCUACGAAGCAAUUGACAAUAUCAUCGAGCUAUGGGAAGCCAAGGCUAGAAUUGCAGAUGGCAGACCUUUCAACGUGGAGUUGGAUGCUUAUUAUCUCGCGCUCGACGCAGUGGUGGCUUUCAGCUAUGGAAACAGCUACUCCGAGAGAGCCCUGACGCCACAAAUCGAGCUUUUGAACAGCCUUACCAAAGACGAGAUUGCAGCACUGAGACAAGGCGAUUCUGAUCAUCUUAUUGAGUUCCCGGAGGCGAAAGUCCACGAAGCCUUGGCCGCAACCUUGACGAUGGUGCAAAUGACGGACAAGCUCCAGUCCAGCGUUGUGCCACCUUUCACAUGGUGGUGGUUGAGUAAGACUGCCAAAAUCCGCAAAGCCUGGUCGGCUCGCGACCGGUUUGUUACUGGGGAGAUCGAGAAGGCAGUGUCUAGACUUCAGGGGCAAGGUGAUGACGAUGGAUGGAUGCGAUGUGCGGUUGAUCUGAUCGUCAGUCGAGUAAGGCAAUUUGCUGCGAAAGAGGGUCGAUCACCGGAGUAUGUGACACCGGUGAUUAUAGAGGAAGUGUUCGGUUUCGUCAUGGCUGGCCAUGAGAGCAGUUCUAGCACGCUGAUAUGGGCUCUGAAAUACCUAACCAACCAUCCUGAGCUGCAGAAGAAGCUCCGGGAUACAUUACACAAGGCACACGAGGUCGCAUUCAAGGAAAAACGGCCACCAACGGUCGACGAGAUUAUCCACACACAGAUACCGUUCUUGGACGCCGUCAUGGACGAGGUUCUCAGAUUCGGCACGCCUAUACCCUUCCUCGCACGGGACGCUGAGUUGGACACAGAGAUACUUGGUGUUCACAUUCCAAAAGGCACCGUGGUUUUUACUCAUACUCUUGGCCCGAGCAUGAUGACGCCUCCAGUGGAGGGAAUUGACAGCAAAUCGCGGUACCCAUCAUCGGAUGGGUCCAGAACGGGCGAAUGGGCGGCCGAUGACAUGUCUAAGUUCCGCCCUGAGCGCUGGUUGAAGGAGACAAUCAACAAUGAGACAGGAGAGAAGGAGUAUGUGUACGAUCCCAACUCCGGCCCUUUCCUCGCAUUUGGGCUCGGGCAGAGAGGUUGCUUUGGAAGAAGGCUCGGCCUAUUUGAAUUCCGCAACUCUCUCACGAUGCUGAUAUGGCAUUUCGAGUUUUUGCCAGUGCCAGCUGCUCUUUCUGGUUAUGCAGCAAGAGAUGGACUAACGAGGCGGCCAAAGGAUGCGGUUGUGAGGCUGAGGAGGGUUGUGUAUUAA
Molecule: messenger RNA, 1629 nt
Organism: Diaporthe amygdali
Lineage: Eukaryota; Fungi; Ascomycota; Sordariomycetes; Diaporthales; Diaporthaceae
Product: Cytochrome P450
Exons: 3
Coding region: 1-1629 (542 amino acids)
Molecular function (GO): heme binding; monooxygenase activity; oxidoreductase activity, acting on paired donors, with incorporation or reduction of molecular oxygen
Source: RefSeq, a predicted model, not a curated record